UCACUAUGUAAUAAAAAACUAAACCAUACAUAAUGACCCUUAAGAUCCAUUAAUAAUUCUGUUCAGGGAAAAUGUAUGGGAUUUAUUUUUCAGUUUUCGAUUCGAAUGUUGUUGCAGUGUAAAUGCAAUUAAAGAACACUGAUUUCCAUUCAUGCUUCUUAUUAAUAAGAUUAGCUUUAGAUUCACGUGCGUCCAGUGAAUUUGUUUGGAUUUCUUGUAAGCAAAUAUAAAGGUGCAGAUGUUGUAUUUGGAGAUGUGGAGAGGGGCUGAGGCGUGACGGUACACGCAUGAGGCAGUGAUUUCUUACGGCUUUGCUUUGCUUUGCUCUUCUUCGCUGGCUGCCACUGACCGCUUGCUCUCGCGCGCCCUGUCUCUGUUGACGUUAUUCGCGCAAACAGCGAGCGAGGCAGCGCAGUCUCGCGGCGGCAAUCGAGUUUUUCCAAACACCUCUUUAUAAGUCCCAAGUCUUUCCCCUCCACCCGACCUGUUAAAACCACGCCUACGGAGGCACACAAUUGGUCCCGAAAGCGUCAAAGAGCCAAUCAACGGAGUCUGGCGUCUGGCAACGCGCGUCACAUCCACACGGCUCUGGAGCUCAUGGAAUUCAGAAGCACUGCUAAGAUCUCGGUGCUGGGAACUCGCUACCUCCGCGCGGGCCAAACGGACUUUCUCCAACGUUUGUGUGUGUGUCUGUUUUUUUAUUUAGUAAGAAAUGUGUGUGCGCGUGAAGAUACAGGCUGUGUAAUAAACUAAUGGACUCGGGGACAUUAAUCUGAGCCGCCAGUGCGUCUGGGUGGAAGGAGUGCUCUAAACGCAAACGCAGCGAACGCGUUUCCAGCAGAAUGUAGAUUCUGAACACCAGCAACGUGAACUCGUAUAUAUUUAUAAAAAUCACUGUGAUUUGUUCUCUUUUUGUUUUGUUUUUUUUUUGUGUGUGUGUAUGUGUGUGUGUGUGUGUUUUCUCUGGUUGUGGCUAAGCGAGCUGUCCACACGUACAACAGCCACUGAAGAUAAACUCCACAGCAGCGCCGGCGAGGACUUCAUGGAUAGCCUUCUCUUCUUCUCUGUUGCAGUCACUUUGCUGGAAUCCAUCUAAAGAAGAACAGCAGGCUACUCGAACCUAGGCGGUGGAUGCUUAGGUUUUCUUUACAAAACUGGAUUUCUGCGGAUUUCUGAAAAACUGGAUAAAGACUCGGACUCUCCAGCGCUGUUAGAAAACACAAAGCAAGGCACAACUUCUAGACUAUCAGAUAUUGCUAUAUGCAAUAUCUGGACUUUUGGAUGACCUUCCUGAUGAGAGAUCCAGUUAUCCAGGGCUCGAGUAUGGCAUACCACCCGUUUUUACCUAACCGGGGUCCAGAGUUUGCCAUGAGCGCCAUGCUGGGCCACCAACCGCCCUUCUUCCCGGCUCUGGCUCUGCCACCAAACGGCUCGCUUUCGCUGCCAGGAGCGCUCGGGAAGCCCAUCAUGGAGCAGCUGAUGGGCACCGCGGAUUCGGGCCUGCACUUCUCCUCUCUGGGGCAUCAGGCCGCCGCUGCUCAUCUUCGGCCUCUAAAAACACUCGAGCCGGAGGAGGAAGUGGAGGACGACCCGAAAGUUCACCUCGAAGCGAAGGAACUUUGGGAGCUCUUCCACAAGUGCGGCACAGAAAUGGUUAUCACCAAAUCAGGAAGACGAAUGUUUCCUCCGUUUAAAGUAAGAUGCACUGGCCUGGACAAGAAAGCCAAAUAUAUUCUCUUGAUGGAUAUUGUAGCGGCUGACGACUGCAGGUAUAAAUUUCAUAAUUCGCGUUGGAUGGUGGCCGGUAAGGCUGACCCCGAAAUGCCAAAGCGGAUGUACAUUCACCCCGACAGCCCAGCCACUGGCGAGCAAUGGAUGUCCAAAGUCGUCAACUUUCACAAACUUAAACUCACCAACAAUAUCUCCGACAAGCAUGGAUUUGCCUUGUUUUCAUUGCAGACAAUUUUGAACUCCAUGCACAAAUACCAGCCAAGAUUUCACAUCGUUCGAGCCAACGACAUUCUCAAGCUCCCCUACAGCACGUUCAGAACUUACGUUUUCCCCGAGACGGAUUUCAUUGCUGUUACUGCGUACCAAAACGACAAGAUUACACAGCUGAAAAUCGACCACAAUCCGUUCGCCAAGGGCUUUCGAGAUACUGGAAAUGGAAGACGUGAAAAAAGGAAACAGUUGGCCUUACAGUCCUUACGAUCCUACGAGGAGCCCCAGAAAAAAGAGAACGGCACGUCUGACGAUUCAUCCGGCGAACAGACUUCGUUCAAAUGUUUUCGUCAGGCUUCAUCUCCUGCCGUGGCCACUGUGGGUCGGCAGAGCUUAAAAGAUUUCUGCGACAGCGAUGAAGACAGUGAUGAGGACGAAAGAGACGCAAACCCCAAGGAAGGACCAGACUCAAGCAAAAUCUCCACCACCACCAGUGAAGACGCGAAGGAACGCGACGGUGCUUUGAACAAACUCAACUCGUUUGGAGAAGGCGACUCUCGGUUGCGAGAGAGCAGGACUGAGAAAAGCCGUGCCGAUUCACGACAGAGCCCUGUAACGCUCAUUUCCAGCACCACACGCUCGGGAGAAGAGCUCAAAAGUCCCGCUGGAGAGCAGGCCAAACUGGACGAGUGCCGCUCCGUAAGCAAGGAGAGUUACACGACACCACUGACUGUUCAGACAGACGCCGGCGCGCAUCUGAACCAGAGCCACUUGCACAAUUUCGGAUUUCCGCCCGGUUUGGCUGGGCAGCAGUUUUUCAAUCACCUGGGAAGCGCCCAUCCUUUCCUCUUGCAUCCCAGUCAGUUCAAUAUGGGAGGUGCGUUUUCCAAUAUGGCCGCCGGGAUGGGGCCAUUACUGGCAGCCGUGUCCUCCGGAGGAGUGACCAGCAUGGACACGGCCAGCAUGGCGUCACCGUCGCAGAGUCUGACUGGAGCGCCGGGAGUGCCUUUUCAUCUGCAGCAACACGUCCUGGCAUCUCAGGGAUUGGCGAUGUCUCCCUUUGGAGGCCUUUUCCCAUAUCCCUAUACGUACAUGGCAGCAGCAGCUGCUGCUUCUUCCGCAGCCACCUCCUCGGUCCAUCGCCACCCGUUCCUUAACGCAGUACGCCCGCGUCUCCGGUACAGCCCUUACUCAUUACCGAGUGUCCCGGACAGCACUUUGCUCACAACCGCCAUUCCUCCCAUCGACCUGAAGGGGGACGUCAUGGCUUCCAGUCCCGUAUCUGCAACUCUGGACUCCACGUCUGAGGUGACCAGCCGUUCCUCGACCAUCUCAUCCGGCUCCGUGUCUCUUUCGCCAAAAACAGGCUCUGAAAAAGACUCAAACAGCGAGUUGCAGAGCAUCCAGCGCCUUGUGAGCGGACUCGAUUCAAAGCAGGACAGAGCGCGAAGCGUCUCUCCAUAAUAAUAAUUAUUAUGAAUAAUAAUAAGACAUGAUCUGCAUUGGGAAUCAUUAAGGACAUGGUGAUACGGAUCGUGUACGACGAUGCCCUUCUAGCGAAAGCGGGUUUACAUAGGCUGCGGACCUAUAAUUAAAAAAAGAUGUUCGAUUUAAAAAUGCACUUUGGUAAAAAGACAAAAUUUAAAAAAAUUAGUUGUGUUCUCGUCUUGUUAAAUUAAAACAAUCUCUUGUUUUUCUCCUGAUGUUUGAAUAGAGUACCGUAGAAGUAUUGAAAAUGAACAGCUUGGCAAGGAACAUGUCCCAGGUCGAAUAAGCUGCUGCUGUCCUCUCUGCGUUUUAUGGCAAGUUGCUGGGGGUGUCACUAGAUUCAUUUUAAUAUGCACUCUUAAUAGAUUCUUAGUUUAUUGGAUAUCUCUUUAUCUAAUAAAUAAAAGACUGCUGUUGUUUUUUUUUUUUUUUAGUUAUUAUAUAGUCUAUUAUUUGAAGCCUGUCGUUACUGCCAGAUGGAAGCAGGCGUUCUGCAUGUCGCUUUUUUUUUUUUUUUUUUUUGAUUACCAAAUACACACACAACUACAUCCAGCGUGAAAAAUGACGAAGCAAUGCGUGCAAUAUUACAUAACGGGUUUACUUUCAUCUCAUGCGUAGACUCAUGUACCCUAAGUCACUGAGCAAACAGUUGAAAAACUGUAACCAAAAGUUCAGAACUUGCAAUCAUUCAAACUCAACAGCCACAUGUAUAAUCUAUAAAUAUAUGGGUUAUUGCCUAAAUGAAACCAAUCAAACCACCUGAUAUUGUAGGUACACAAAACUAGUCCAGCGUUGAUAUGAAUUGGGGAAAUGGGGAAGAUACCGACGGAUGCGGUUCUAAUGACUAUAAUGUAAAUAGUGACAUAUACUGUAGCUACAAAGUAUUUAUGUAAUUAUUUCAUAUGAAUAUUGCGUGUAAAUAUGAUGGAGUUGGUUUCUUCCUAGGGGAUCUGUUAUUAAUUUAUUGUUGAUAUACUGUGUAAAAAAAAAAUCGUUUGUGAGGUAUUCUCUUUGCUUAUGACAUUCACAUUGACGUCCCUCUGACUAUGGAUUGUAAUGAGCCCCGCAAAAUAUCUGCACUGCUAGGAUCCUAGCAGACCCAUGUGCCAUUGUUCCAUACUGUCCUCUGUGUUCAAGUGGUUCUGUUCAAACGCAUUAAAGGCGACAGCGCAUUGCGCCAGUGUCUUCAUACCCAUCAUACAUUUCUUUCUUUUUUUCUCUAACACAAAAAAAAAAAAACAUGAAAAAACCUAUGUUCAAAAUCACUUUUGUUGCCAGAAGUGUAAAAUAAGAUUUUUUUGUAUAUAUUUGUUUUUGUUUUUUGUUUUUUUUUUAAUUUAAUUUUGAACAGUUUACAUCAGCAGUGUUUUCUUGAAAGUGUCAAUAAAGAAAUCAAUCAAAAUUUAAAUUUGGUUGAAGAAACCUUGAAAGAAGGAGACAAAUAAUUUGAGAAGCCUGUUAAAUAUUUGGACAUGUGUAUACAUAUAUGUAUAGAAAUAUCAAGUUAUGAGUACAGUAGGCUAAUAUAAAUCCAUUUACUAUUUAAAAUGCAUCGUUUUUGCUUGCAGAAUAGUUUAGCCUACAAAUAAUGAAUACAUCAAGAGGUUUUAACGAAUGCAAUUACACUCAGAAAUAAAGCUACCAAGCUGGACUUGUGCUUGUGUCUGGCUUGGUACCAUUAAGGGUGCAUGGUGUGUACCCAUGGUAUGUAUCCUUUACCUUGGAAAGUGCAUGUGGUGUACCUUUUAAUAUUUUUUGUGGUGUUAUGUCCCUUAAAUAAUUUAAAAAGGUUUCCAGGUCAAAUAUACAAGCUAAAGGUUGAUGGUGGUAGGGAAAAGUACAGUUUGGUCCCUUUAUUUCUGAGAGUGUGUUAUAUCAUGUAAUUAAAAUCUUCUCAUUAUGAAAAUGA
Molecule: messenger RNA, 5338 nt
Organism: Pangasianodon hypophthalmus (striped catfish)
Lineage: Eukaryota; Metazoa; Chordata; Actinopteri; Siluriformes; Pangasiidae
Gene: tbx3a
Product: T-box transcription factor 3a
Exons: 7
Coding region: 1261-3405 (714 amino acids)
Biological process (GO): cell fate specification; central nervous system development; positive regulation of cell population proliferation
Cellular component (GO): nucleus
Molecular function (GO): DNA-binding transcription factor activity, RNA polymerase II-specific; RNA polymerase II cis-regulatory region sequence-specific DNA binding
Source: RefSeq, a predicted model, not a curated record